This is a messenger RNA of Periophthalmus magnuspinnatus, 881 nucleotides long. RefSeq names its product espin-like. The transcript has 4 exons. Lineage: Eukaryota; Metazoa; Chordata; Actinopteri; Gobiiformes; Gobiidae. Bases 205 to 537 code for a protein of 110 amino acids. The record is from RefSeq and is a predicted model, not a curated record.
AUUUCCUGUGCUGCUUCCAGUGGAUCAUGGGACUGUAUGAAGGGAGGGCAUCUGGUUUAAAUGCUGUGAAAGUCCCUGCCCAUGUGACACUCCCAGAGUCAUGUGACCUGCCUUUGUUUCCGCGGCGACGCCUGUCAAUCAUUAACGUGGACUUUGUGGAUCGGUGCAGCAGUUUCGAGGCUCCUCCCACUUUGAGAUGACAUCAUGGAUCCGCCAGUUCAAGCCCCGCCCCUAAGCAGCCCUCAGCUCCAGGAGGAGUUCUUCAAAGAGCGUCAGAGGCGGUUUUGUGAUGACCACAGUGAUGACUCCUCCCCUUCCGCUCCUCUAAGCCCCGCCUCCUCCAGUCCUGGGCUGAGUCCCAGGUCCAGUCCUAACCCUGGGUCCAUUUCAGGUUUGUCCAGUCCGGCUCUCUUGGCUGAGAUGAAGUCCAGGCCUCUGUCUCUGAAGCCGGUUCCUCGGACGACGGGUCUGACCCGAGUCUUCUCUGGACGAGGAAGUGACCGAAGACCUGCCACCAAUCAGGAGCCUCCCCAGUAGUGACAUCAGCCAAUCACAACACAGCUCAGUCAGGACUGCAACAGGACUGAACCGGGACUGAACCAGGACUGAACCGGGACUGAAACGGGACUGAAGCGGGACUAAAACGGGACUGAAACUGGACUGAAGCGGGACUAAAACGGGACUGAACCGGGACUAAAACGGGACUGAAACGGGACUGAAACGGGACUGAACCGGGACUGAAACGGGACUGAACCGGGACUAAACCGGGACUGAAACGGGACUAAACCCACAUUGCUUUCUUGUAUUGAAACGUGUACAUUUUUGUAAAUAAUAAUAAUAAUAAUAAUAAUAAUAAUAAUAAUAAUAAUAAAAAAUGCUUU